Messenger RNA from Corticium candelabrum, 854 nucleotides. RefSeq names its product fibrinogen-like protein A. The transcript has a single exon. The coding region runs from base 1 to 828 and encodes 275 amino acids. NCBI's taxonomy places the organism in Eukaryota, Metazoa, Porifera, Homoscleromorpha, Homosclerophorida, Plakinidae. The record is from RefSeq and is a predicted model, not a curated record.
AUGGUCUAUUCUGUGACUGUCUGGUGUUUUUGCUUUUCUCUUUUGGUUACUUCGUCAGCACAACGUGACGAAAAAGAGAGCAGUGACCGUCACAUUCGGAAGCGUGGCGUGCAAAGUGCGUCUGUUGCUGGUGGUGCUCGUCUCACGUCCAAUCUGCAGGUGACUCCCUGCUUGACCAGCGACAACGCAAAGCCACGCAACUGUCGUCAUGCCCUACAGCUGGGUCACAGCGUGAGUGGCAUCUACGAGAUUGAUCCACGUGACGGUUUGGGCUCAUUCGACGUGUACUGCGACAUGGAGACGGACGGCGGAGGAUGGACGGUAUUUCAACGCAGAAAAGAUGGAUCAGAAAAUUUUAAUCGCAAAUGGAACGACUACGUGCAGGGAUUCGGACAUCUUUAUGGUGAAUUUUGGCUUGGACUAGAUAAAAUCUACCGUCUGGCGACUAGUGUCGAUCUGAGGAUUGAUCUGAUGGCAUUUGAUGGUGAAAAAGCUUACGCUCAGUAUGAGUACUUUACAAUAGGAGAUAGUAGGUCAUCCUACGCGCUGUAUUUUGGACAGUACAGUGGAAAUGCUGGAGACUCUCUUGGAGACAGCAGAACCAGCAACAAAGCCAUGAAGUUUAGCAGUCUUGACAAGGACAACGACUUGAGCAGCAGUCACUGUGCACGUAGUAGUUCUAAAAGAGGCGGCUGGUGGUACAAUGCGUGUUCUUACGCUAACCUAAAUGCUCAAUACAAAUUUGGUGCCACAGGAUCGCUCUACGUAACCUGGAACGGCUUUAGAGGAAACGCCUGCCUGCAAAGAGUAGAAAUGAAACUAAAGUGAGCAAUUGCUCUUCUUGAGCAAAGUAG